AUGCCAACGGACACUGUCUCGUCAACAUCACAGAACUUUUACGGCUAUCAAACAAAUAGUAGUCAGGGACAGCAAACAGUUUACGAAACAUCAGUUCAGUCUCAAUCGCAAAGUAAUACAUUUCAAGACACUAAUUUAAGUGCACCAAAGAGUAGCAUGAGCACAACAGGUGCCGGACUCUACCACAAUCAUCAUCAUAGUCAAAAUAAUUUGAAUCAAACAAUGACUAAUGGAAAUUAUAUGCAGAGUAGUGCGAGUGGAAUUUUAAGUGAACAUGGAAAUGUUUCAAUGGAUCCAUUUUAUGAGUACUCCGAUCCAUUACAAUCGACGAAAAUCAUCACAAACUUUGAGACAAAGAAUCCUUUAAAAUAUCCUUCAAGCAAUAGACCAUCAGCUUCUUAUUAUAAAAAUGAUUCGGAUUAUCACCAUCCACCGCAGCAAGUCACUCAUUUUACGCCGCAUAAUUAUUCUGGGAUUUAUCAAAACACUCAACACCCAAUUCCUAAGAUUUCACCAGCGCAUAACUACGAACCUUAUCCUCGAAGUUCUCGAAAUUCUGUUCCACAUUAUCCUUCUCAACAUUAUCCGGCACCAGCAAUGGAUGACCAUAAUGCAAGUAGAUUAAAUUAUAAUCGAGCUCCAGUUUCUGCUUACCAUCAACACUCAAUUCCUCAACCACCGAAAUCUUAUACAAAUUUUUAUAGCAACGGUUACCCAGCAAUGCCUUAUUCAGCUUAUCCUCAAAUGUCGCCUGGUCCGCCUUAUAUGAAUCCUUUGAUUCGUAAUGAAAAUUGUUCAAAACCAACGCCAAACUACUCGAAAACCGGCGCAGUAGCUUUAUCACCUGUUGAACAUGGCAGUUUCUCAUUGCCUCAUACUUCAAAUUUUGUGACUUCAAAAAAAGAUUUUUAUGCUGAAAAUUCUUAUUAUCCGACACCGCAUGGCUAUUAUGACGAAUCAUCAGUAAGUACAAUGAAUUCAAGUUGCUCAAAAAAGCCGAGUAGUCGACAGAAAGUGAAUGCUGAUGUUUAUAAUCCCAAUGGUUCUGCGACACUUUAUCCUGAGCAUCAUGCAUUACCACAUCAUCCACAAAAUGGAAAUAUCAUUCGACAUGGGAACGUUAAUUAUCAACCAAUACCAAAACAUUACAGUGCAAACAACACAUAUGCAAUGCCAUCAAACUCAUACGAUGCUUAUCACAAUAUAAAUUAUCACUACAAGAAUGGAGAUCUUCCUAAAAUGCAAACAAAGAUGAAUCCGGCUUUAAGUUCAAAACAAUUUAAGAAUUAUGGUCAUUUUGAGCCUUUUCCUCAUCCACACGUACCUUAUGGCCAUCCACAAUAUCAAACGAUGCAUGCAAAACGUCCCGAGAAACUUAAAAUUUCACUUGAUUUAGAAGAACAAAUCAACAGCUCAAAAAUUCCUAAGAUACGUGACGUUCCACAUCCAUCGUAUUUUGAUCCACAUGAUCCGCAUCAUUAUUAUCAAUAUCAUCAUCACAUACCACCGCGUAACACAAUUAACGAGAACGAUCCGAAAAAUUCUAUUGCAAACAUCAAUAUUAGUUUGCGAGAUUUUCUCUCGACAUGGAAUGAAAUUGACGACGAUGAAGAGUCGGGGGAGAAACGAAUGACAACGCAUGGUCAUGUUGAUGAUCUUAGUGAACAUGUAGAGAGAACAAUUAUGCGUGAAUAUAAUCCAAUGUUUGUACAAAAGGCAUCAGAUAGUCUGGUGAACGCAGAUGUGCCUGCAAUAACUACACAAAAAAUGACCGAGCUUGAAAGUGGAAUGAUUAGUGAAGGUACUGAAAAGCUUUAUGUUCUUGAGUCAAUCGACGUUCCAUUAUCGGAACUAAACAAGUACAAACACUUAAGUGUUAUCAACAAAUUACCGGAAAAUGUUGUGAUUAGCGAUAAAGAACUUUAUGCUGAUGUCGACAAUUCAAUGAAGUUCAUCGAGGAAAUUGAUUUAACUCGCGGAGAAAAGCUUUAUAAAAGUGAAUUUGAGUUGGAAUUUGAGGCGUGUCAAGAAAGAAAGAUCAGUAAACCAGUUGAUAAGUCGGAAGUCGUUAAAACAGGAAACAAUUUGCAGUCGGAGGUUGAUGAGAAAAAAAAUGAAGUUGCUGAAGAAGUUGAAGUAGUUGAAAAAGGUAAACAUGAAACUGCAAUAGCUUCGCCCACAAAGAAGCGAGUAAUGAAAGUUAAAUCACCUAAGAUGAAAGACAUAGAAAAAAGAUUACCAAAAAUUAAGCAAAGAAUUUUAAAAAUAAAAAAGGAAAAAAUAUUCAGAUCCACAAUUCCACAAAUCCAAAAAAAUCCACAAAAAGUUCGAAUAACAAAAAGAGUCAAAAAGUAUUCGUUGAAUCAACGCAACAAUUCAGUGAAGACUUUACAAUCGACUUGUGUUGACUUUUUAAACACAAGCAGUUAUCGAAACUAUGCAAGAGAGCAAUUGAAGAUUAUGAACAAACAUUCAAAAAUGAGAAUCUUGAAAGAUUUCAAAAAAAAAUUCAACUUUGAAAGCACCAAGAAGCAAAGUCCAUUGAUUAAUCAAAAAUUUAAUCAUUCAGUGCGUAUUAAUUCGUUAAAGGAGAUUUGUGGAGAAUAUUUUAAGGAUAAGUCAAAAAAUUUAGAACUUGAUUCAGAUGAUGAAAAUGAAGAUUUAAAAAGUGAUUUCAAUGCUGUGUCAAAUUAUGAAUUUCCCACAUUAAAGAACAUGUGCAAAAGUCUUUUGAAGGAAAUGGACAUAAACAUUGUUGAAAACGACGAAUAUGUUUACACUCUAUCGAGUUUGAAAGAGCUUUGUGAGGCGGUUAUUUAUAACAAUCGUCAAUAUUUUGUCAUCGAAGAAGUCUCACAUGUUCCGAAGCUUCAAGAUUUGUGUAAAAGUGUCUUAAGUGAAACGAACAUCUUCAUAAACAUUGACGAAGAAAACAGUGGAAUUUUCACAAUAAACAACGAUUCCGAAGUCGUACAAAAUGAUUCAAUCAUUGACGUCGCUGACGAUGAACCGAUUUUUAUCGUCGAAGAAAAUUCUGGAAACGUCGGCGAACUUUUCGACUCAGAAAAUCUCAAUUCGUUCGAGAAAUCAGAAAUUUUACGAAAAAUUCAGCAUGUUGCAAAUAUUGACGAUGAUGAUGAAAUCAUUCGAGCGAUUGGUGCACUUCAUCACGAUAACGAUGUCGAAUCAAUUAUUAACAAUAAUAAUUGCAACGUGUCCAAUAGGAAUAUUGGGUGUGCUAACGAGGUUUUCUUUGGAACGAAUGAAUUAAGCACAGAAAACCAGAAUGGCCCUGAAAUGUCCUUCAUUUCUUACAUGGAAGAUGAUUUGAUCCAUUCCGUGCAGCAUGAGGAAAUCGUAUCAAGGUCGGGAAGCUCAAAAAACGACAUGCAUAAACACAAAACCGUCGAGAUUCUUCGUCAUAAGUAUUUAAAUCGUUCUGAUAGGAGACAAGCUUCAAAGACUAUCAAUGGAAUAUUAAAGAAAUCUUUAAACUUUCAGCGCCUUUUUCGAUUUCGCAACGCAAAAUGUCGACAAAUUAUUUCUUUGAAGACGCAGACGAUUGGUGGAAUAGUUAAUUAUAAGAAAGAAUUUAUUGUCAAUGAAAUUCUCAGUGGCGAGAAGAAAAUACAUUCGAUACCAACAAGUUAUCAGCGUGCUUUUGAAUCUCAUAACAAUGCCAAAGAUGAAACUGCUCAAUCGCAACAAAAAUCAGUUGACCGUGAACUAACGACAAUAAUCAAUGACUCGCUGCCAUCUGAUGAUAGCCUCGGCCAUCAUGCGGAACGUAAACUACCUAAAUUGCCUGUCGUCUUUCCGUCAAUUAACGAGUAUAAAAUAGACAGGAAGAGCAGUAACCGGUGCGAUGUCAAGGACAUUUUUGACCAAAAGAAGAAUAAACUAAAUUUUGAAGAAAGCUUGUUGAGUAUCGACAAGAUUUAUGGAAAAUCAAAUGGAGAGAAUAAAAAAGAUUGUUCGCAAAGACAUUACGAGCGACAUCAUAAGAAGAGUCGAAGUCGAAGCCGAAGUAGAAGAAAUCAUCGAUCAUCACGAUAUAAAAGUAAGUCACAUAGAAAUGACCGUGAAAAGCAUCACAAUAGUUCAUCAUCUUAUCACAAAUCAAGUGAAUCUAAAAGAUCAACACGUUCAAAAAGUCGCGAUCGUGAUUAUGGCUCUCGACAUAGCCACCAUAGUUCUAGUCGAUAUAAAAAUUACAAAAUAGACCAAAUUAAACAUUCCGAAGCUAAACGAUUAGUGAUACCAAGUUAUAAACUUUACGAUAAAGACUUAGAUGUUAAGCUGAAAAUCAUGCCUUUUGUCAGAAUUGAACGAGAAGAGAGAGUCGAUAAAUUGAUGAAUAAUUACAAUUAA
Molecule: messenger RNA, 4371 nt
Organism: Clunio marinus
Lineage: Eukaryota; Metazoa; Arthropoda; Insecta; Diptera; Chironomidae
Source: the annotation of a GenBank genome assembly